UCAUCACAUUCUUAGCUUGGUGAAUUGAAUUCAAGUAUUUCGAGAGUCUCUUGCAACAUGUCUCGAAUUUGGCAGUUACUCAUCCUCUUGGUAGUGUUAAGGUCUGUGGAGGGUUCGCACAACAGUUCUAGGGUUGAAGAGGAGUUCCUGGUUCCACAGAAUGAGGCAAGAAAGGAAGUUGGGGUUCCACCGCUUUCAUGGAGCCGCAAGCUUACCACUUAUGCUCGUAAUUAUGCGAGAGAGAGAAGGGGCGACUGCCUUGCUCAACGUUCAGAAGGAUCUCCCUACGGUGAAAACAUAUUCAGGGGCAGUGGCAAACAUUGGAAACCCGAGCAAGCAGUAAAAGCGUGGGUGGAGGAAAAGAAGUGGUAUCAUUAUUCUAGUAAUACUUGUUUAGGCCCUGACUGCUCUCACUACACUCAGAUCGUUUGGCGUACUACUACUAGCGUCGGUUGUGCUAUAAUCAAAUGUAACAGCGGUGAUACUUUCAUCACCUGCAACUAUGACCCACCGGGUAACUAUGCUGAUUCCAGGCCUUAUUGACAUAUUAAUACAGCCAAUUGGCGAUGGUAUCUAUAAUGUCUGCUGCAAAUAGUAGCUAAAUAAUCUGGGCUAUCCGUUAUUCCCAAUAUGAAUAUAUUAUUGUAAUUGUCAU
Cryptomeria japonica (Japanese cedar) is the source of this 655-nucleotide messenger RNA. Its product is annotated as pathogenesis-related protein PR-1-like. The transcript has a single exon. NCBI's taxonomy places the organism in Eukaryota, Viridiplantae, Streptophyta, Pinopsida, Cupressales, Cupressaceae. Gene Ontology annotation, cellular component: extracellular region. Bases 58 to 543 code for a protein of 161 amino acids. The record is from RefSeq and is a predicted model, not a curated record.